Xenopus tropicalis (tropical clawed frog) is the source of this 1125-nucleotide messenger RNA. It is a transcript of the gene slc7a6os, whose product is annotated as solute carrier family 7 member 6 opposite strand. The transcript has 5 exons. NCBI's taxonomy places the organism in Eukaryota, Metazoa, Chordata, Amphibia, Anura, Pipidae. Bases 47 to 991 code for a protein of 314 amino acids. The record is from RefSeq and is marked provisional. Gene Ontology annotation, cellular component: cytoplasm; nucleus.
UGAAAAGUGAUGUCAUUACCUAAGCGACUUCAGACGGACAGUUACCAUGGAGGCUGCUGUACUGCGGAUAAAGCGCAAACGAGGCGCGGAACCAGCAGACGCCCUUCUUUUAAGCUGUAAAAGGUUACGCACUGAGAACGAAGCCCAAGACUCCAGCGUAGUGAUAACUCAAGUAUUCAGGCUCGCCACUACAGUAAAAUCUGAGAAGGAGCCCCUACACAAGUAUGUACAAGCAGCCAUUUCCUGUAAUCAAUCCUGCCUGGCCCUGCGGCCUUCCUUGGGAAGCAAACAAAGGAUCCAUGAAGAACUCAGAGCGUCUAAAGAAGCUGAACGUCAAGUUAGUCGCUAUAGAAUAAUCUCAAGUCACCGACCCAAUUCUGAAGAGGAUAAUGUUAAUGUUAUUGGUUUAAGUCAGUUACAAGAUGUGCCCAGUGAUACAAAGGAGGAGGAAAAGCCAACAGAAGCCACUAAGUGCAACAUUUCUAGUAAUUUUCAGCUCUUUGAUAUGGUACAAGAGGAACCAGAACAAGAACAUUUAGUGAAAGAAACUGAACCUGAAACCAUCCUGUGUAAUUCUAUCAGAAUGAUCCGAGAGCGUUUAACCGUGUCCGAGGCAGGAAGGGAGUCAGAACAUCGCGAGAACAUGGAUGAAUAUGUAUAUGACAUAUAUUACUCUGACGCAUACAAACAUGGCUGGAUCCAGGAUAUCCUCUAUGUCCAGCCUUACACAGAGGGGCAGGAACUGGUAUACGAAGAGCAUGAACCAGAUGAGAUAUAUGAGGAUGAAGAUGAUGAAAAUGAAGAGAACAACUGGAGAAAUGAUUAUCCUGAUGAAGAGGAGGACAGUGACAUGGAGGAGCGAUAUAUAGGUUAUUAUGAAAACGGUGAUGAAGAAGAGGGACAAGCUUGCAAAAUGUAUGCACUUCUGGAGUUUGGGGAUGACAAUGAUGAUGCUGAUUUGGAUAGAUUCAAAGAAGAUAGAUUUGGAUAGAUCCAAAGGAGAAUAUUUGGAUUUUUUUUUUUUUAAAGUGGUGGCAAGUCCUUUGGCUACCACCAGUUAAGCUUUGAUUUUUUUAUGCAGAGUAUUUUAUUGUGAAGUCAUAUCAAUAAAAAAUGUAAUUUCUG